Messenger RNA from Naumovozyma castellii, 2877 nucleotides. RefSeq names its product ubiquitin-ubiquitin ligase HUL5 (gene HUL5). The record is from RefSeq and is a predicted model, not a curated record. Lineage: Eukaryota; Fungi; Ascomycota; Saccharomycetes; Saccharomycetales; Saccharomycetaceae. The transcript has a single exon. The coding region runs from base 1 to 2877 and encodes 958 amino acids.
AUGAUGAACUUUACUGGACAAACAAGGCGAAGAAACGUUAAUCUGGGCACUCGUCCACUGACAACUAAGAAGGACCUCUUGCUCCGAGCCCAAUUGGAAAGGGAGAAAAGAGCCAAAGAUAGGACUAGGAUUAAUGCAGCUACCAAGAUUCAAUCAUUUAUCAGAAUGCAUUUAACAUGCCAACAGUUUUUUGCUCAUGACAUAUGGAUCUCUGAUAUGGAACAUUCUAUUCAUAUCUUUCCAGCUUAUGGUCCCCGAAUUUUAAAUUAUGACAAUGAGGAGAAUUUAAGUAAACUCCUGAAAUUGACAAAAUUAUAUAUGAUCGACUACUGUAGUGGUAGCUUCCGAAAUUACUUUGCAACCAAACUCUUAAGCAGGAUCAAAACUUGCUGUAUGUUGUCCACAGUGCUAGAUAUAAUUGAUAAGGACACACUUUCUAUGAAGACGUUUAUGCAAAACGGGCUUAUACCGUUUUUAAACCAUUUUGAGCAUGUUAAUGAAACAGAAGCAACAGUCUCACUCAUUUUUGAGUAUCUUUGCUCAUGGUAUAAAGAUGAUUUUGAAGCAAAGAGUAUAGUCCAACUAGAGAUUUUUCAACUAAAUAUUCAUCGAUGUAAAUCGAGGGAAUUUAUAGAAUUUCUCCUACUCAAUUCGUUUUUGACAUUCGAGUCAUCUGUCUUCAGUCACCUCCUUAGAGAGCCAAUGAGGGUGUUAGAAAAUUAUUUUAUUAUUUAUGGUCAACUGAUGAAUAAAGAUACUUUAAACUUGCGCCCUUACCUUUCAAACGCAAAUGCUAUGCACUUGCUUGAAAGGUUGGUUAAGGAUAUAUAUUACAUUUUCCCCUUAGUGUCUAAGGACUCUAUGACUUGUCUACCAACCAAAGAUGCAUAUCACAUUAAAAAUCUUUUUGAAUCCAAAUUUAUUGAUACAUUCCUUGAGAAGAGACCAUCCUACGAACAUGAGGUGCAUUUUAUGGGAUGGUAUAAAUUUCUUCAACUAGCAGAUAUGUGUAAUAAGAAGACAUCAGUACUUCUAAAUUUUCUAUCAAACAAAUCUUUGAUGUUUGAACUAUUCACCUCAAUUGAUCAAUCUGACAGUAAGAUGGCAUUUCAAUUACUGAUAGAAUUGAUGGAUUUAUGGCUUUUAGUUUCAACAGAUUUUGAUCUACUUUCUGAUUCGUCUAAGAUAUCAAUGAACCAGUUAAUAUCAUUCACUAAAUCGUUAAAAGAUCUGGUCUUCCAUAAUCUUUGGGAUUUAUCCAAGGAUGAUAGGUCUGAGAAUUUUGAAACUGCAUUGCAUUUAUUGAAUAAAUUAUAUUUAAGAGAUUCUAGAAUACAUUUCGUCACAAAAAAAAGAAAUCACGAUGAAAAAGGUCAUGAAAUCAAAGAUCCUAACAUAACAACAAGCAAAGAUUUUUGGGCCACUGAUGAUCAGAAUUUUCUAAAGAUAAAUAUAUAUAAAAUUUUAUCGAAUUACGAUGAUGCAUAUAGGUCCAAAGCUGAAUUGAAUGAGGAUAAUAACGAGGAAGAGGCUGGUAUGGAGAAUGAAAAUAACACCAUGAAGAAAAGGAGCCUAAAAUUAGAAGUAUUUGAGGAAAUGUCUAGAAACCAAACUAGAAAUGAAACAAAGCAGCUUAGAAAAUUAAGCAUUUUGUUAAGAGUACCUUUCUUCCUACCCUUCAAUGAACGUGUUGAUUUAUUCUAUACUUUAAUUGCUCUAGAUAAACAAAGAUUAAACCUUGAUGAUCCUGAUAGAAAUAUGAUGUUCGAACUGGCUAUGCCAUGGAUGUCAAAUGGAAUGGGAAGACAAACAGCUGUCAUUUCCAGAGAGCAUGUAUUAGAGGAUGCAUUCAAUUCAUAUAAUAAAAUUGGCGAGAGAUUUAAAUCUAGGCUCUCAGUUACUUUUGUCAAUGAGUUUGGGCCAGAAGCAGGCAUUGACGGAGGUGGGAUCACUAAAGAGUUUCUAACUAGCGUUUCAGAGGAAGGGUUUAAAAAAUCGGAAUAUAAACUUUUCGAAACAAAUGAUCAAUAUGAACUAUACCCAAGCACUGAUGUUACACCAGAAAAAUUGAAGUAUUUAUGGUUUAUGGGAAAAAUUGUUGGGAAAUGUCUAUAUGAACAUGUAUUAAUUGAUGUUAGUUUUGCAAAUUUCUUUUUGAAGAAAUUAUUGAACUAUUCUAACAACUUCCAAUUAUCCUUUGAUGAUCUAAGCAGUCUAGAUUCAUCAUUAUAUAUGAAUUUGACCAAAUUACUGGCGAUGACUGAUGAAGAAAUCCAAUCUUUGGGACUUACAUUUGAAAUGACGAGUAGUACUAAAGAUAAACCUAUUGAAUUAAUACCUAACGGAUCCCAUAUUCCAGUAACAAAAGAAAAUGUCCUUCAAUACUUAACAAAGGUUAGUAACUAUAAGUUAAAUGUCUCGAUGUUCAGACAAUGUGUAAGCUUCCAUGGUGGAUUAAGUACAAUGAUAUUGCCAACGUGGGUGGAGAUGUUCAAUUCAAUAGAAUUGCAAAUGCUUAUAUCAGGGGGAGGUAAAGACAUAGAUCUAGAUGAUUUGAAGAACAAUGUAGAAUAUGGUGGCUUUUCGUCGGAUGAUAAAACAAUUGUUGCUCUGUGGGAGAUUAUGGCAGAAUGUAACACGGAGGAAAGAUUGGCAUUUAUAAAGUUUGUCACAUCUGUUCCACAAGCACCAUUACAAGGUUUCCAGGCGUUGGAACCCAGAUUUGGUAUACGCAAUGCAGGUACCGAAUUGGAUAGAUUACCAACUGCUUCCACCUGUGUAAAUCUUUUGAAACUACCAGAUUAUCAAGACAAAGAAUUGUUACGUGAAAAACUACUGUACGCUAUCAAGUCAGGAGCCAGAUUUGACCUUUCAUGA